Megalobrama amblycephala (Wuchang bream) is the source of this 2890-nucleotide messenger RNA. It is a transcript of the gene lin28ab, whose product is annotated as lin-28 homolog Ab. Bases 525 to 1133 code for a protein of 202 amino acids. NCBI's taxonomy places the organism in Eukaryota, Metazoa, Chordata, Actinopteri, Cypriniformes, Xenocyprididae. Gene Ontology annotation, molecular function: zinc ion binding; nucleic acid binding. The record is from RefSeq and is a predicted model, not a curated record. The transcript is spliced from 4 exons.
ACAGAGAUCCAGCUGCACGUUUGAAUGACAUUUAAUGAGUGCGUCAUGUGACCCACAGAAGCAUAUGCCAAUUAUCACAUGAAGAGCGUCCUGGUUCUGUUCGGAAUGUUUCAUUGGGUAAAGCUUCAUGACUAACGCAUCUAACAGGUGCGGCACUGUUUCCUUUGACAUGAGUCAGCAACCUGUGCUCAUGUUGAGAGUGCGUUUUGGGAAGCUGAUGAACGGCAUCCAAGAAUCCUGCAUGAAUAUUUAAUUGGAAAGUGGAUGCGACUUUAAUUGUGUUUGUGGGUGACGGGCCGCCUGACAAUCCAAAUACAGUCAUCAGAGCGAACCACAGCAGGAGCCCUGACUGACUCACUGCUCUUCAUUCAUUCACACACACUCGGCCUAGUAUAAAAUGCCUUCGAGGAGGGGGAUAGUUGGACUGAGGCUUUUAGGUUUUCGCAAGGCUGGAGUCCAAUCCACAUUAGUUGAUUAAGCAACAGAGGGAAAAUAACGAUUUUUUAAAAAGUAUUUCUGUCAAGAUGCCCCCGGCGAAUCCGCAUCUGAAUCACACAGGGGGCUGUGCGAAGACAGAGGAGGAGGAAGCCGCGAGCUCCGAGGAAGACUCGGGCUCGUUCCGUGGCACUGGGGUCUGCAAAUGGUUUAACGUGCGGAUGGGCUUCGGCUUCCUGUCCAUGACCCAUCGGGAGGACAUCUGUCUGGACUCACCCGUGGAUGUGUUCGUCCAUCAGAGCAAGCUUCAUAUGGAGGGCUUCCGCAGUCUGAAGGAAGGAGAAGCUGUGGAGUUCACCUUCAAAAGAUCCUCUAAGGGUCUGGAGUCCUUAUGGGUGACGGGUCCAGGUGGGGCACCAUGCGUAGGCAGCGAGAAAAAACCCAAGGGUGCCCAAAAGCGCCGUUCAAAAGGAGAUCGAUGCUUCAACUGUGGAGGGCCAAAUCAUCAUGCCAAAGAAUGCCAACUGCCACCUCAGCCAAAAAAGUGCCAUUUUUGCCAAAGCAUCUCGCACAUGGUGGCCAACUGUCCAAUCAAAGCACAGCAGUUGUCACCAGGAUCUCAGGGAAAAUCAACAACCUCAACAGGAGAAGAAGAGGACAUGAGUCACACCCCCUUACCUCCAGAGAGCUCCGAUUAGUUUGGAGAUAUUGUCAGGGAAACACAAGCACCAAUCAAAAAAUGUCAGUGGAAAGCUGCUUUUGGAACUAACUCAGGUUUUUCUUUUGCAAACAGCAGAAAUGAAUGUUCCCUCUUACUUUUGUACUUUAGUCAGGAAAUUAAAAACCAGAUUAAAUUAAUAUAGAAAGUUAUACUAAGAAAAUACGAUCACUAUCCUAUCCAUCUUUAUUGUUAGCCAUCAUGUUCGUAAAAAUAUCUGUAACUCAGCUUUGUUAUAGGACUUUCUGUCUAUUCACAGAACUGAUUUGGGAGAUUCCAGAUAUUUCACAAUGCAUGUAUUCAGAGGGCAAAUCUCACAAAAACAUGUCCAAGUCAGAAGCUUAUUUUGAAUUUUAGAAACAUUUAAGUUUUUUUUUUUUUUUUUUUUUCGUGACAAUUAAUCAUGUUUACUUCCCAUAUUCUAAAUAUUAUCCAAAGUUAAUCCAUAUGUAUAUGUUGCGAUAUAUUCAUAUUUUAAAGUAAUGCAUUUUUUUUUAAAUCAGUUGUCGCAUUGCAAAAAAAAUAAAUAAAUUAUAUAUUUCUUAAUCAAUAAUCCCAUUUUUUCUUUUGAUUAUAGGGUAAAAUGUUGUAUGUAGUACAGAACUACUUGACAAGUUUUGUGAGAUCUGCCCUAAAAGUGUGAAGCAAGUGUGAGAGAAAUAUUUUUAUUUUCUGCCUUAGCUAGCAAAGUGUCUUAGAUUUGUACCGAAACAAUCAAAAUGCAUCAUAUUGACAAAUUGCAAAAAGCCUGGAUAUUACACUGGUGAAAUGCAUAUCUGUCUUUGUGCUUAGGUACAAAUGAUCUCUUGCUUUCUGAUAACAAAAUUAGCAAUCAUAGAAAUCAUAAUUCUUUUCUUGUCUGAGACGCUUUGAUUGUUCUAAUCCACAGGCCAAAUGAAUGUUAAAAGUUUGUAUUCGUGCAGAUUAUACAUCAGUCUCUUUGUAUCACCAGUGGAAAUAUUUUGACUGCACUGUCACUAGUUGGUUACUAUGCGAAAGACACUGUGACUUUCUUAGAUUAUUAAUGCUGUGUAACUGGCUCGCUCUCAUCUAAAAAUCUGGGAAAUUAUAGGAAAUGUCCUGAAGACAUUUGAAAACAAGAGCCAAGACAAUAGCACAUUUUUUUUAAUGAUAAUCUUUUUCUUUCUAAGCGUUAAAUGAGACUCAAAAGAUGUGCCAGGUUUGUCAAAGCUUAUUCCAAGAAGAGAUCCUGACUUGAUCUCAUUUUAUUGUAAAUAUCAAUUGUAAACUUUUUUUUUUAAACGACUGUUAUUUAUUUGUAGCAACACAAACUGACCUCAAACUCUGUGAUGUUGCGAUGGACUCAGUUUGCUCUCAGUCACAGCAAAAGCUACUAUUUUUUUCUAGUUAUUUCAUAGUCUAAUAAUGUUUUUUAACUGUAUUAAUGAGUUGAUUGAUAAGUAUUCACAGUGUUUAAAAUGUGCUGUUUUAUGUAUGGCCUUUCUUAAAAACAAAACAAACAACAACAACAACAACAAAAAAACACUUUUUAUGAUAAACUUAUGAUUUAUCCCCAUGACUGCAUGAAGUUUAUGUUUGUUCUCUUUUUGACAGGGAGCAACUGAGCUAUCAAGCUUCACUGUGUUUGAGGAAAGCAUCUAGUCUUUGCCAAAUGAAAGCAUUAUGAAUUGUGUAUUCUUUUAGCCUUUUUGUAUAUUUGACAGUCCACAAACUUUCAAAAACUCAGUGGGGGGGAAAAAAAAAAAAACUAAACAC